AUCGAGCAUUUUAUUGCAAUGUCUCAGGUAAAGAGAGGGCUUGUGGUAAGCUUUCUUCACGUUCUGCUGUCAAUAGCGGUGUAUGAGAGGGUUGCCCCAUGUCCCCAUUUCUCUUCAAUUUCACGAUCGAGGAUGUCCUUGUAAACGCUCUCGAGGGCUUUCAGGGUUCUGGUGUAGAGCUUCUUCCCUGCAAUCACGUGACCGAUUUAGAUUAUGCUGAUGAUAUUGUCUUACUUGGUGAUGACGCACGGUGCACACAAUCCGUUCUAAACCGCUUGGCGAUUAAAGCAUCAAUAUAUGGGAUGACCUUAUCCCUUAUGAAAUGCGAAGUCCUGGUCCUGGAUUGGCAUCCACCUGCUCCAGUGCUCACACUUCAAGGUACGCAGCUUGAACAAGUGGACAACUUUGUUUACCUGGGAAGCUGUGUCACUGCUGAUGAUAGCAUUGGAAAAGAGAUUUCCCUCCGCAUUGCCAAAGCCGGUUCGGCAUUCGCCAACUUGUGGCAUCUGUGGCGACGUCGCGACGUUUCACUAUUGGUAAAGGGCAGUGUCUACAAUGCCUGUAUUCGCGCGGUGCUGCUGUAUGGGAGUGAGUCCAUGCCGAUUCGUGUGAAUGACUUGUGUCGGCCUUUGACAAUGGAUGUCUGCGGAGAAUAGCUCAAGUGUGGUGGAUGUACCAUGUAAAAAAACGGUGAUGUUAGACGUCGCGUCUUGGGUAAC
Molecule: messenger RNA, 719 nt
Organism: Dicrocoelium dendriticum
Lineage: Eukaryota; Metazoa; Platyhelminthes; Trematoda; Plagiorchiida; Dicrocoeliidae
Source: the annotation of a GenBank genome assembly